Molecule: messenger RNA, 3353 nt
Organism: Capra hircus (goat)
Lineage: Eukaryota; Metazoa; Chordata; Mammalia; Artiodactyla; Bovidae
Gene: ZNF233
Product: zinc finger protein 233
Biological process (GO): negative regulation of transcription by RNA polymerase II; regulation of immune system process; regulation of cytokine production
Source: RefSeq, a predicted model, not a curated record
AUGUGGAAUACGCAGCUGCCGCCGUCGCCUUCACCCUCGGGAAACAAGCGAUGGAGGGCAAGGAUGACGGUUUUUGUGUCUGGCGUUUGGAGGCUGUCCUUCAAGGAGAUGGCUGUGACCUUCACCAAGGAGGAGCUGGGAGUGCUAGACUUGGCCCAGAGGAAGCUGUACCAUGACAUGAUGCUGGAGAACUUCUGGAACCUGGUCUCCAUGGGAUAUCAACCCUUCACAUUAGAUAUAAUACUCCAGUUGGGGAGAGAAGAGCAGCUUUGGGUGAUGGAGCCAGAAACCUGAGACGAGUGUUCAGGACACAGGAAUAAAAAUGAAAUAGAGACUCUUCAAGAAGUAGGACUAAGACACAUUUUGCACGAAGGCCUUAUGUGCAGGCAGAUAUGGGAACAAUUUACAAAUAUUAACCAGGACUCAAUAAUAGGUCUGCAAAGCAACAAGUCCAAAUUACUGAAACAAGUUGAUUCCUCCUGUCGGGUGUGGGCAGCAGAAUCUGCUGAGGUUGCUGAAGAUGAGAACUGUGUGGGAAAGCUUCAAGGGAAGAGUUCCAAUAGUGUCAACAAUCAAGAACCACAAAUUCAGACCUCCUGAGAUUUCUGGAGGAAAAUGAAUCUGAGAGAUCAGAAUUAUCAGAGUAUGUAUCAGCAAAUUGACGUAAAAAAUAAACUGUGGCUGUGUGAUCAUUGCAUCAUGAGAAUGAUCUCUCAUCACCAUGGUGAUCAGGAAAUACACAAAAGCAAGAUGGCAUCUGGCCACAAUAAUUGUGGAAAAGACUUUGUGAGGAACACAUCCCAGCAUAGCAUCAUCCACUCAGAAGGUCAGACCUCUGAUGAGAAUGGAAAAGGCAUCAACCUUGGCUGUGAUCUUGAACUUCAGCAGCAGCUGCAAGUAGGAGAGGAGCCCCGUAUGUGUAGUGAGUGUGAGAAGGGCUUGAGUCAGAGCUCACAUAUGCAAACCCACCAGAGAGCCAACCCAGGGGAGAAACCCUACAGAUGUCAGGUGUGUGCUGAGUGCUUCAAUCAGAGCUCCUCCCUUCCUGAUGAGCCCAUCCACCCCAGGGUGGAUCUGUAUAGAUGUAGCCAGUAUAGGAAGGGCUUCAGUCAUGUCUUAGACCUCAACAGUUGCUGUGUGGACAACACUGAAGAGAAAUCUUGGAAAUGUGAGCUGUGUGGUAGCUUCAAUAAGAUAUCACAACUUCAAACCCAUCAAACAGCCUACCCCAAAACAUCCAAAUGGAACACACGUGACAGGAUGUUCAGCCAGAGCUGUGGUCCCCUUCAAAAAGUUCACACUAGAGAGAAACCAUAUAAAUGUGAAGUAUAUGAAGCCUCAAACCUUUAAGCCCACAGAAUCUACACCGGGGAGAAACCCUACAAAUGUCAUGUGUGUGAUAAGAACUUCAGCUGGAAUUUCCACCUUCAGACCCAUCAGAGAGUCCACACAGGAGAGAAACCCUACAAAUGUGAUAUGUGUGGCAAGGACUUCAGUCAGAUUUCCCAUCUUCAGGCCCAUCAGAAAGUCCAUUUAAGGGAGAAACCCUAUAGGUGUGAUACAUGUGGGAAAGGCUUCAGUCAGAGCUCACAUAUUCAAGGCCACCAGUGGAUCAACACCUGAGAGAAACUCUACAUGUGUGAUGUGUGUGGGAAGAGUUUCAGUUGGAGCUCACAUCUUCAAGCCCAUCAGAGAGUCCAUACAGGGGAGAAACCCUAGAAAUGUGAAGAAUGUGGGAAAGGCUUCAUCUCGAACUGAUACCUUCACAUUCAUCUGAGUAUCCACACAGGAGAGAGACACUAUAAGUGCAGCAUGUGUGGGAAGAGCUUCAGUCACACCUCCCAUCUUCAUUGGAGGGUCCAUACAGGAGAGAAACCCUACAAAUGUUUUGACUGUGGUAAGGGCCUUAGCAAGAUUUCUUGUCUUCAGGUUCAUCAGAGUCCAUAGUAGUGAUCAGUCCAGUACACACGAUAAGUGUGAUAAAAAUUUCUUCAGAACCUAGAUGUGACAUUUUUAUCAGAAAACCCACACAGUAGGGGCUAUUUAUAAAAUGUUGUAUUUUAAGAAUUCAAGAGGGAGCUAUAUUUUUUAUAGUCAUCUGAAUUCCAAUGAGGAGACCUACUUGUAUGAGUAUGACUGGUGUGUCCAACAGGGACCAAAAUAUCACAAUUUUCAAGAAAAUAUACAUCAGCAAAACCCUAUAAGGAUGGUGCAGUAGGUUUCAAUCAGAAUUUUCACAUUCAAUAGAAUCUACACAGGGGAGGCUUUAGAAUUAGAAGUACUCUCAGGACUUUAGCAAAAGUAUAAUGAUGGACACAACAAAAUCCAUGUCCACUAGAAUGUAGGUUCCAUAGGGGCAGGAAAUCUGUUUGCUGCUAUACAGCCAUGACCUGGCACCAGUGCCAAACAUAGCAGGUGCCCUGGAAUUUGUAUCACUUGAAGGAUAGGAAAACCUACUAUUAGUAGGACAAAUAUUUGAAAAUUUUAGUGCACUCAAUCCCAGUUAAUCACAAUAAAUUGUACUAGGAAAAGGAUUCUUAGAGGAGGCCUUAAAGAUUAAUUCAAAGAAAUGAUCAUUUAAUAAAGAUAUGUAAAAUCAUGCAAUCUGCAAUCUGAAUGUUAGAUUUUCUCCAUUGCAUUCUGUCCUGCUUAGCUUCACUUUACAGGCAGAAAAGGACCCAAGUUUUCAUCUUACCAGUUAAGAGUUUCUCUGGACAGUGUACCCUCAGUCAUAUGUAGUGUAAGUCUCAUUAUUUUUCUUUUAUUGGGUCCUUGGUGACCAGACUUAAUGAAACAGAGAAAGUUGGUUUUCUUUCCAUAAAAUUUUGUGGCAAAGAGUGUACAAAAGGGGGAAACAUAUUAAAACAUGCAUUCUAGAUGCUGCACUAAGCUAUUAAGGCACAGAGUGUUUUGAACACCACUCUGUACUUCUCAGAUGCUUUCAAGUUUGCUUGGUUGAAUGGUUUGCUUGGGUAUGCAUUUACUGGAGGCUUUCCACUAUUGUUUUAUUGAAGUAUAGUUAAUUUACAAUGUUGUCUUACUCUCAAGUGGUCAGCAAAGUGAUUCAUGUAUGUAUUGGUAUAUUCUUUUUCAGAUUCUUUCCCCCUAUAGGUUAUUACAAGAUAUUGAGUAGAGUUCCCUGUGCUAUACAGUAGAACCUUGUUCUCACAGUUUCUUCUGGGCCUUACCUUCCAGGACACUGGAUACUUUAAUUCUAUUCUAUCUCAAGUUUCAUGUUCCUGAAGAAUCCAGGGCCAACACCAGACCCUGAGGCAGGCUGCUGAGAGCUCCUGGUAGUUUAUAGGCAUUAGGAUGUUCUCAAUUGCAAGAAACAGGAAACUCAACUCGAACUA